AUGUGUUGUUUUGAGUGAAGCUGGAGGAGAAGCUGGAGGAGAAGCUGUCCCUCUCCGUGUUCAGACAUGGCGCUGAACAAGAGCAGCUGGUUUUUGGUGUUUUUACUGAUAAAUAUCGACGCUCUCGUGUCCGCCGACGUGGACUUCACCGCUCCGGAGUCAGCGGACCGACCGGAACCGGCUCUGAGCGCCGCCGCUGCUGUGUUUAAGCCCGCCGUGGACUCGUUGUUCUCCCUCAACCUGCUGUCCUCCUUCCCAGAAGACCUGGAGAUCAGCGACUACUGCACCGAGCUGCUCAACAUCUUCGGCCAGCGGUACGUGGACUACGUGAAGUGCCUGGUUCCGGCUGCUCGGCCCGUCCGAGUGUGUCAGAACUGCUUCUCCAGCUACGGCAGCCUCGUGGACACCUACACGAACAUCUCAUCGGACCAGAUGGGUCCUGGUAACGUGAGCUGCAGGGACAGCCUUCUGCGCAGCGAUCGGCUCAUGCUGGUUUUCCAGCUGUACAGCAACCUGGACGAUCUGUGGACCAGGUCUCUCUGUAAACAGUGUCUCACUGACGGGCUCCACAACCUGUCCAACACAACGCUGUACUUCAUGACGCUGCUCAAUCAGACCAUCAGCUGCUUUGAUAAGUACAAACAGGGGAACCACACAGAGCUGUGCAAGAGCUGCAAGAACACAUACAGAGGCCUGAACGAGCUGUACGGUGGAAUGGAGAAGAACCACACUCUGUGUAUUGACAUAGAAGAUGCGAUGAACAUGACCCGCAGACUGUGGAGCAAGAACUUCAAUUGUUCCUUCCCUCGUGAGGAGACGGUGGCUGUCAUCGCCGUGUCCAGCUUCAUGGUCUUUCUGCCCAUCAUCUUCUACUUGAGCAGCUUCCUUCACUCCGAACAAAAGAAACGCAAGCUCAUACACCCCAAGCGAGCAAAGUCCUACAACAGUCUGAUGAACAUUCAGGACAAACUGAGCUGAGGAGGACCAGGAGGACCAGGAGGACCAGGAGGACCAGGAGGACCAGGAGGACCAGGAGGACGGCUUUC
Messenger RNA from Stegastes partitus (bicolor damselfish), 1046 nucleotides. It is a transcript of the gene ostm1, whose product is annotated as osteoclastogenesis associated transmembrane protein 1. Lineage: Eukaryota; Metazoa; Chordata; Actinopteri; Pomacentridae. Gene Ontology annotation, cellular component: cytosol. Bases 67 to 978 code for a protein of 303 amino acids. The transcript is spliced from 6 exons. The record is from RefSeq and is a predicted model, not a curated record.